AAACCAUUCUUCUCCCAUCGUCUCUAAGUGUUUAUGUGAUAUUUGAUGAAUUACUUCUUUAAAAAAUCCCCUUUCAGAACAAUAACUGUCUUAUCCAUAUUUAGGGGCAUAAUACAAUGAAAUCGUUUCUUUUCAAGUAAAAAGACAAAGGUAAUCCGUUUUACAAAUCUAACCCACACACAGAAGAUGUUCUUUACCACAUAUCAUCUAGUAGCUCAUUAGUUUAACAGCUUUUCCAUUGUCUAGCAGGGGCCCUAUACAUCUGUAAUAAGCAGCAUUGUGGCUUUGACAAAUGUCUUCACCAGCCUACACUUUACACGUCCUCGCCCUCCUCUAACCCAUGCACAUUCUGCUCUACAUUGAUUGAAUUAAAGCCAUCUUCUGUCAGGUCUGCCCAUUUGGUUAAGGUGGCACAGGGCCCACGAUGUCCAGUGAAGUGCAGAGACCGGACGACAGCCCCAGCACCAGCGGGGGAAGCUCCGACAUCGAACAAAGGGAAUCUGUACCACCUGAGCAGGAGCGAGAGCAAGCACAGCCCAAAAAGAAGGAGACCAAGAUCUCCAGUAAAACCGCUGCUAAACUUUCAACUAGUGCCAAGAGGAUUCAGAAAGAGCUUGCAGAAAUAACACUAGAUCCACCUCCAAACUGCAGUGCCGGGCCCAAAGGAGACAAUAUCUAUGAGUGGAGAUCGACCAUCCUGGGCCCCCCGGGCUCAGUGUAUGAGGGAGGGGUCUUCUUCCUGGACAUCGCCUUCACACCAGAUUACCCCUUCAAACCGCCCAAGGUAACCUUUCGUACAAGGAUCUAUCACUGCAACAUCAACAGUCAGGGGGUGAUCUGUCUGGACAUCCUGAAGGACAACUGGAGCCCUGCACUCACCAUCUCCAAGGUGCUGCUGUCCAUCUGCUCCCUGCUCACAGACUGUAACCCAGCCGACCCCUUGGUGGGCAGCAUUGCCACACAGUACCUGACCAACAGAACAGAGCAUGACAGGAUAGCCAAACAAUGGACGAAGAGAUACGCCACAUAGACUCUGCGCUGCGAACCCGCCCCUCAACAUCCUUCACCCUUCAGUGUACCUCUCUCUACCUCUCUGUCACCCUUAGUCUGUCAAAGCACACUCACUAAGUGCAACAGUAUACCUGCCCUCCUGUCACCCUCCUCUUCCUCCUCCCUCCCUUUUAUCUGUUUAUUUUCAGUGUAAAAAAAAAAGGAAAAGACAUCAAACAAUAACAAAAAAAUGUCCUUUGUUCCUUGUUGACUUGAAAGCUUCUUUUUUAUACAAAGAGUAGAUUGGGAUUUUUAUUUUCCAAUAUCUGAAUGUUGGAAGUAUUGUAUUUGAGAAAAAAAACAGAAUAUUAUAAUGAUCAUAAACAUUUUCCUCCAGCUAUAUGGUAUGUAUUUUCAUUUCCUUAGUGGCACCUGGAACAAACAUGCAGAAUAUAUGCUUUUACUUUGUUUUUUAUUUUGUUAUUUGUCAUCAGUAUGUUAUCUGCAUGGAACAGGAUAGUUUGCGUCAAUGGAUCCUUCAUGCUUUUUAACUUGCUCUGAUUUUGUUUGUACUGUAUGUAUUUUUUCAAAGGCUUUUGAGGCAGACCACAAAAGUAUAGGUCUGCCUGUGAAAGAGGCAGGACUUGUAUAUUUACUGGCUACCCACCACCUCUGCAAUUGCAGAGUGGUUUUUUUGUGCACUUGUAUUACUGAAGCACCCAAUAAAACACACUGUGGUUGGCUUGUGAGACAA
Messenger RNA from Betta splendens (Siamese fighting fish), 1744 nucleotides. RefSeq names its product ubiquitin-conjugating enzyme E2E 2 (gene ube2e2). Gene Ontology annotation, molecular function: ubiquitin conjugating enzyme activity. Bases 425 to 1030 code for a protein of 201 amino acids. Lineage: Eukaryota; Metazoa; Chordata; Actinopteri; Anabantiformes; Osphronemidae. Gene Ontology annotation, cellular component: nucleus. The record is from RefSeq and is a predicted model, not a curated record. The transcript has 6 exons. Gene Ontology annotation, biological process: protein polyubiquitination.